This is a messenger RNA of Daucus carota subsp. sativus, 2241 nucleotides long. Its product is annotated as cation/H(+) antiporter 24. NCBI's taxonomy places the organism in Eukaryota, Viridiplantae, Streptophyta, Magnoliopsida, Apiales, Apiaceae. Gene Ontology annotation, molecular function: antiporter activity. Gene Ontology annotation, biological process: proton transmembrane transport; regulation of pH. The record is from RefSeq and is a predicted model, not a curated record. Bases 79 to 2178 code for a protein of 699 amino acids. The transcript has 2 exons. Gene Ontology annotation, cellular component: endomembrane system; membrane.
UUAAUAAUCGGACCAUCAUGCCUAGGCCAUAACAACGUAUUUUCUACAUAUCUGUUCCCAGAUAAUUCGGAGUUUGUAAUGAAAACUUUCGGAGUAUUGGGUUUCAUGUACUUCCUCUUCUUGUGUGGCGUGCAAACGGAUUUUACUGUCAUCCAGAAAGCUAGUAGGAAGCAGAUAUACAUUGCAUUAUAUGGAGUCCUCAUUCCAUUAACAGCCACUCUAAUCGUCGCAAUCUGUCUCCGGGAUACUUUAACAGAGGAACUCCAGACGGGUGCUUCCAUUUGGGGAGUCGCUUCAUCUCUAUCUAUAACUGCAUUUCCUGUGAUUUAUACAAUUGUGAGAGAGUUUAAUCUUCUGAGUUCGGAUAUCGGACGAAUGGCCUUAUCGACUGCAGUCAUCAGUGACAUGAUUGGGAUAAAUGGGGUAACUGCAUUUGAGGCAGCUAAACAAGGUGAAGGAAGACCAAUGGCUGCUUUAUAUUAUUUGAUAUCAUUAGCCAUUGUCAAUGCUGCUAUAUUUCUAGGAAUUAGGCAAUUGAUGUUAUGGAUAGUACAAACAACACCGGAAGGAAAACCGGUGGAUGAAUUAUACAUUGUGCUUAUAUUAUUGGGAGUUGCGGUGGCUGGUUUUGUAUGUGACAUGACUGGACUGGCUAUUGCCAAUGGACCAUUGUGGCUGGGGUUAGCGGUGCCCGAUGGUCCUCCUUUAGGCGCAACGCUAGUGGAGAAGAGCGAGACGUUUUUAUUGGAGAUCUUGCUUCCAUUUUCUUAUGUUUACAUAGGAUUAUAUACAGAUGUGUUUUCUCUGCAUGGCCGGUGGGUGAGUUUGAGGCCACUUUUUUACAUGGUGGCUUGUGCUUAUUUAACCAAACUCGUGGCUACUUUGCUAGUUUCUCGCUGUGUGUAUCAGAUGCCUCUCAGAGAUAGUUUCGCACUUGGUCUAAUUAUGAGUUUGAGAGGUCAGGUGGAGCUCAUUUUGUUCAUCCACUGGACAGACUUGCAGAUGAUAACACAACCGUAUUUUACAAUGCUGGUGCUGACAACUACUGCAAUGACUGCUAUAGCUUCGCCACUGAUCAACAUUGUCUAUGAUCCAACGCGGCCUUACAUGCUUAACAAACGAAGAAACAUCCAGCACAACCCUCCCAACAUGGAAUUCAAAAUCAUUCUCACGGUCCAUGAUGAAGAAAGUGUACCUGGAUUCAUCAGUCUCUUCGAAGUCUCCAAUCCCACUCCAAGUAGCCCAAUCGUCGUAUUUGCUCUCCGUCUCAUCGAGCUAGUUGGCCGCGCCACUCCUCUUUUCAUAGACCACGACAAUCAAGAACACAAUUUCAACUACACCAGCGCCAACCCAAUCCACAACGCCUUAAAAUCCUCCCAUGAUUCAAUGUGCGGAUUCAUCAAAAUCCACCCCUUCACCUCCGUCUCUCCAAAGCGAAGCAUGUACCAAGACAUCUGCGAACUAGCACUCCUAAAAAAAUCUUCACUGAUCCUCCUCCCAUACAACAAAGACCUUCUCAAGACACAAUCUAGUAUCGAAGGAGGCGAUCAAAUAAAACACGUGAAUCCUUCAAUAAACUCCAACAUUUUAGCCCAUGCACCAUGCUCUGUAGGAGUUUUCGUAGACAAAGGCUUCUUCCAGAAGCCUCAUUCUUCCGUUAGCAACUCAAAGUCCGUGAAUCACCACUUCGCAAUGCUCUUCUUAGGCGGCCCCGACGCUCGAGAGGCUCUAGCUUAUGCCGACAGAAUGGUUGGACACCCCGAAAUUUCCUUAACAGUGGUGCGCUUCCUCGCGAUGGAUGGCGAAGGAGACAACCUGAUGGAAAAGAAGCUCGACGAUGGGCUGGUGACAUGGUUUUGGGUCAAGAACGAAGGGAACAGAGCUGUGGCCUAUAGAGAAGUAGUGGUGAAAAAUGGGGAGGAAACAAUGGCUGCAAUACAGUCAAUUAACGACGUUUAUUAUGAUUUAUGGAUCGUUGGAAGAGGUAAUGGGGUUAAUCCGGUAUUACUAGAUGGAUUAACGACUUGGAGCAAUAGUGACGAGCUUGGGAUAAUCGGAGAAUAUGUGUCGUCUUCGGAUGUAAGUGCCACAGCUUCGGUAUUAGUAGUGCAGCAACAAAUUUUACGAGAUCAAGGACAAGUCAGACACAAGACAGCAUUUACUUCCCGUAAUUUGUAGUUUGUACAUGUAUGUAAAUUACUCCAUCAGGACUAAAGUAAUUCUAUAAAAUCUUGAGAUUUU